AUGGCUCCAGGCAGCGGACGCGAUUUCAACUGCUCAUGGGAGCACUGUGGAAAGUCCUUCAAUCGUAAAUCAGAUCUUUGUCGCCAUUAUCGCAUCCACACCAAUGAGCGGCCGUACCAUUGUACUGUAAAGGACUGCAACAAGAGCUUUAUCCAGCGCAGUGCCUUGACCGUACACUCAAGGACUCACACGGGCGAAAAGCCACAUGUCUGUGACCAUGAAGGCUGCCAGAAGGCAUUCUCCGAUUCGUCGAGUCUAGCCCGCCAUCGCCGAAUCCACACGGGAAAGCGGCCUUACAUAUGCCACGAGCCGACCUGCGAACGGAGUUUCUGUCGCAAGACCACUCUCACCAAACACCAACAUCGCUCGCACCCUCCAGGCAGCAUGACCCGACCAUCGUCAGAAGACACGACCUCGGAGCACUCUUACCACCAAACGCCCGUAUCAGUCUCCAGCCCGAAUGAGCAGUACAUGCUUGCGCAGCAACCUUAUUACCCGCAAUCGGCGACCCCCAGUCAUGAGUUUUACUCGCCGCAGAGUGCGCCGAUGGGCUCGGUGCCAGUUCACGAAAAUGCGCCUCCGAUCGUGUCGCAGAAUGUACCGGUGUCUUCUCCGAUGCCUAUGGCACAUCAGCCACACCCGCAACAUCAUGCGCAUCAACAUCCGCAGCAGCAGCAGCAGCAACAGCAACAGCAACAACAAUAUAUACAGAUGAUGCGCUACGACACGAGCCCACGCACAAACUACCUCCCCGAGCAAUAUUCACACCCGCCCUUUCAAGGCCACCAAAUGCCGCCCGAUCAGCCGAUGAUGGUAUCAUAUCAUCCAAACUAUGCGUACAAACCCCCAGGCUCCCGGCUCCUGAAUCAAGCAGAGGGGACUGACUGGGGCUUUUUGGGAGUAGGUUAA
Penicillium bovifimosum is the source of this 909-nucleotide messenger RNA. Its product is annotated as putative C2H2 finger domain protein. The record is from RefSeq and is a predicted model, not a curated record. Bases 1 to 909 code for a protein of 302 amino acids. Gene Ontology annotation, biological process: regulation of transcription by RNA polymerase II. Lineage: Eukaryota; Fungi; Ascomycota; Eurotiomycetes; Eurotiales; Aspergillaceae. Gene Ontology annotation, cellular component: PcG protein complex; transcription regulator complex. The transcript is spliced from 4 exons. Gene Ontology annotation, molecular function: RNA polymerase II cis-regulatory region sequence-specific DNA binding; DNA-binding transcription factor activity, RNA polymerase II-specific.